Cylicocyclus nassatus is the source of this 1509-nucleotide messenger RNA. The record is from the annotation of a GenBank genome assembly. Lineage: Eukaryota; Metazoa; Nematoda; Chromadorea; Rhabditida; Strongylidae.
AUGGAAAGUAUUGAUGUAUUUGAUACAGCAGUAUUUAGGGAUGUCUAUCAACCUACGGAUAUAUUUAAACUAGUAGAAGAGAAAGUAGGGAAAGGGUUUGCAAGAUUGAGAGUAGAGGCUGAGAGUAAAGCAGCUUCUAUUCAGCGUUUCUAUACUAUUAAAGACAUAUAUAGACACCUUGCAGGAUUUGACCCAAACAUUGAAGUUGAGAUGGAACUAAAUCAUGUAUAUGCUAAUCCUACAAUGCUUGAAAUGUAUAAUAAGAACCCUAAUAACUAUGUAUUCAUAUCUGAUAUGUACUUAUCAAGUAAGACCAUAGUACAGAUAUUAGAGAAGUGUGGAUAUAAGAACCCAAGAGUAUAUGUAUCUUGUGAAGAGAAAUGUAACAAGGGUUCUGGUACUCUAUUUGAAAAGGUACAAAGAAGAAUAGGCAAGAUAGAUAAACAUUAUGGAGAUAAUUACCGUUCUGAUAUAGAGGGUGCACACAAGCAAGGUAUUCCGGGUGUAUUUUAUCCAGCAUUACAUAAAAGACCACUCAAUCUACCAGCUGUUAAAUCUCCUUUGUUAAAGAAGUAUGCAGCAGCUCUUGAAGUGAGUGAAGAAAGACCACUAACUAAACUAGCUAAGUGGUAUGCACCUUUAAUAUAUGAGUUCACAAAGUGGGUAAUAUCUAAAAGGAAACCGGGGCAACAUAUAUACUUCUUAUCAAGAGAUAUGUUUAUGCCUUACUUAAUCUCUAAGAGAAUGCUACAUGAAAGAGAUGUACAUUAUCUAUAUUGUUCAAGACGCUCACUUGCACCGUUAUUCAUAGCAAGUGGUGAGAAAACAUUAAUAGAUAAGAUGCACAUAGUCUUGACAGAUGAAGAGUACAAAGCUAAAACAAACAAAGAAGAAUGUAUGAACUAUCUAAGAAACUCAGGUAUCCGUAAUGGUGAUAUUAUUGUAGAUAUAGGUUAUUCUGGUUCUACACAGAGGAUAAUAGAGAAGUUCUUGAAUAUUAAGUUAAAAGGAUUAUAUGUACAGCUAGACCAAGCAUUGAACAAAACAAUGGAUAUGGAAAUGUACCUUAAUCGUUAUGCUUUGACCUAUCGCUUCUUAGCAGAGUUUAUAUUCACAUCUCCUGAGGAUAAUAUAGAAGAUUACAAGAAUGGCAGUGUUAUAACAACACCAGACCAUGCUCAAAGGAAAGAGUAUGCUAAACAUAUCAACUCUAUUAUAUUAAAUGAUAAGCUGUUUAGACGAUUAGAUAGAAUGAACUUGUCAGUGUUUGAUGUAGAGCAGAUGUUAAUACAUAUACAAAACUAUCCAAGUUAUGAAAUGAUGUGUUUGUUCAACGAACCUAUCUUGACAAACAGAGAGAAGUUAAAUUACUACCGUAAGGAGGAAGAGAUGAGAGUAGAGCCAGUAGAUACUAAAAUAGUUUUUAAGAAACACUUGAAAAGUCAACCAAUUCGUGAUAUGAUAGAUCCGUUACCACCAAAAGACCCAUUUGGACCAAAGCAGCCAGAA